This is a messenger RNA of Arabidopsis thaliana (thale cress), 3430 nucleotides long. RefSeq names its product UBP1-associated protein 2A (gene UBA2A). Gene Ontology annotation, cellular component: nucleus. Lineage: Eukaryota; Viridiplantae; Streptophyta; Magnoliopsida; Brassicales; Brassicaceae. The record is from RefSeq and is marked reviewed. The transcript has 2 exons. Gene Ontology annotation, biological process: defense response; ethylene biosynthetic process; leaf senescence. Bases 143 to 1579 code for a protein of 478 amino acids. Gene Ontology annotation, molecular function: mRNA binding; nucleic acid binding; RNA binding.
AAAUCCACUUAGCAAAGACUUGAGGUUGAUGAUAUACCACCCACAUAGCGGCGCAUUAUAGAUAAGGAGGGGAAAAUCAGCUUUUUGGAGAAGAAACCAAAGAAAACAUUCGAAACCCUAAAAUCUCCAUUAGAAUUCGAAAAUGACAAAGAAGAGAAAGCUCGAAGGAGAAGAAUCUAACGAAGCUGAAGAACCGUCGCAGAAGCUGAAGCAGACGCCGGAGGAGGAGCAGCAGCUUGUAAUUAAAAAUCAGGAUAAUCAAGGAGACGUUGAAGAAGUUGAAUACGAGGAAGUAGAGGAAGAGCAAGAAGAAGAAGUAGAAGAUGAUGACGAUGAAGAUGAUGGUGAUGAGAAUGAGGAUCAGACGGAUGGGAAUCGUAUAGAGGCGGCGGCGACGUCUGGAUCUGGCAAUCAAGAAGAUGAUGACGAUGAACCAAUUCAGGAUCUGUUGGAACCAUUUUCAAAGGAGCAAGUUUUGAGUCUUCUUAAGGAAGCAGCGGAGAAGCAUGUUGAUGUAGCCAAUCGAAUUAGGGAAGUAGCUGAUGAGGACCCUGUUCAUCGGAAGAUCUUUGUGCACGGUCUUGGUUGGGAUACGAAAACAGAGACGCUUAUUGAAGCUUUUAAGCAGUACGGAGAGAUCGAAGAUUGCAAGGCUGUGUUUGAUAAGAUCUCAGGGAAAUCUAAAGGUUAUGGCUUUAUUCUGUACAAGUCUCGUUCAGGUGCUCGCAACGCACUCAAGCAGCCUCAGAAGAAGAUUGGUAGUCGUAUGACGGCAUGCCAAUUGGCUUCUAAAGGACCUGUCUUUGGUGGAGCUCCUAUCGCUGCUGCAGCUGUUUCAGCGCCUGCUCAGCAUUCGAACUCGGAGCAUACUCAGAAAAAGAUUUAUGUUAGUAAUGUCGGAGCAGAGCUUGAUCCACAGAAGUUGCUGAUGUUUUUCUCAAAGUUUGGAGAAAUUGAAGAAGGUCCUUUGGGUCUUGAUAAGUAUACUGGGAGACCUAAAGGUUUCUGUCUCUUUGUUUAUAAGUCGUCUGAAAGCGCCAAGAGGGCUUUGGAGGAGCCACACAAGACUUUUGAAGGCCAUAUCUUGCAUUGCCAGAAAGCUAUCGAUGGUCCCAAACCGGGCAAGCAGCAGCAGCAUCACCAUAACCCACACGCCUAUAACAAUCCUCGUUACCAAAGGAAUGAUAACAAUGGUUAUGGUCCGCCUGGAGGUCAUGGACAUCUCAUGGCUGGUAACCCAGCUGGGAUGGGUGGUCCAACGGCACAGGUGAUAAACCCGGCCAUUGGACAGGCCUUGACAGCUUUAUUGGCAUCUCAGGGAGCUGGUUUGGCUUUUAAUCCGGCAAUUGGACAGGCUUUGUUGGGUUCCUUGGGGACAGCUGCUGGUGUAAACCCAGGGAAUGGAGUUGGAAUGCCAACUGGUUACGGUACUCAAGCUAUGGCACCGGGGACAAUGCCUGGGUACGGUACACAACCUGGGUUGCAAGGCGGUUAUCAGACUCCGCAACCUGGUCAAGGCGGUACAAGUAGAGGGCAACAUGGUGUCGGGCCAUACGGUACUCCUUACAUGGGUCACUAAAUGUAUCAUGUAUCCAUCCACUCAGGUAGAGCAAUGAAUUUCCCUUGUUUAAUUGUUGAAAUGUCUUUCCUCAGUAUAUAUUAACUUACUGAUGUCUGAAGACAAGAAGUUUCUGUGUAUAUCCACAUGGUUUUUGUUUGCAUUGGAGUUUUGGGGGAUUUUGCAACGGUUGUUAAAGCAUGUUACUUCUCUUAUUUUCUUAAAUUCAUUGUGCAGAUAUCAGAAAUCAGUGUUUUAAUAUUGGCCUGGUGAUUCUUCUCAAGUUUAUAAGGAGCUGAUGCUAAAUGAAGUCUUUAUGAAAUGUUACUCUUUGGUCACUCCUAAGGCCAAACUCAUAAAAAACCUUUUAAGGAGUUUUAGUUUUCAUCUACUUGUUUUUCCCAAACUCUCUUUAUGAAAUUCCUAAAAAAAACUUUGUACUACUAUUUUCAGUGUUUAUGUCUCUAUUUUUUCAGUUUUCUGAAUAUCCCCCUUAGACUUUCAUUUGUAAAACUAAAAAAGCGCAACUACGCUCCAUGUGGGUCUUUGCUUAUCGAACUCUAGUUUUUCCUAAAUAGUUUUUAUUGACUUCUCUGUUUUACGAUUUCAUGUGUUUUUCUGCCUGCAGUGUAUUUUGUACCAAGUUAUCUUGAUUAACCUGGCUUUAUGUACUAUCCUGAUUUUAUGUUUGUUCAAUUAUUCCUCUUGCAGGUAAUUGACUGCGGUUGAACAGCCAGAUUAUGUACCCCUAACUGUCAAUGAAAUUUCUUUAGCACACAUAUACUAAUCUGAAUGCAAUUGGUUCUGAAAUGAUCAAAACUUGGAAUUUUAAAAUGCAGCAGAGCUCUCUCACUUGUGUUUUUGGAUUUUCUAUGACAAGUUUCAAAAGUUUUUACAAUGACUAUUUCAAAUUAGAACUUUGUUUCCAAACUUAUUUGUCAUAAAAUUACUAAGUUGCAGCCAACUUGGAACAGUCAAACUUGGUGGGAAGUGGUGCAAGCUUCUCAACGACACAGCUGAAGAAUGAUCUUUCUGAGGCAAUUUCUCAAUAUUUGAAAAGUGGAAGCUAUCGAAUAGAGUUUCUCGACAACAGGCAGUUAAGUCUUUGGAUCUCCACAACAUGCUUGCAACUAAAAGGUAAGUUCAAAGUGUUGAGUAUCUUCUUUGGCUAUAUACAACGUGCUUCCAAUUGAAGGGUAAGUAAUCAAAAGUGUUAAAAGUAUAUCUCUCAGUGCGAAUCUCUUGCCUAUAUAUGUUCUUGUUUAUUGGUCCUAGUCCCUCUUUGAAGUGAUAAAAGUUGGUUUUGGUCUAGAGAGCAUGUACCUUCAGGUCCUUGUGCACAAGGUUCAGGGAUUAUUAGAAAAGUCACAAGAGUACGAGCUUUGAAUAUUAUUUAUGAUGAUGAUACAUAGUAGAAGGGUUCAUUGAUGAUGAAGAAGAGAAGCAGAAUAUGAAGCUGAAGUGGAAUUGGGGGAAGUAAGUAGUAGAGUUUUGUGUAUUUGAUCUCAAGUCAACAAUCUCUCAAUUGUUAUGUCAAGUUUCGAAAAGGGAAAAAGGUCCUUCAUUGAUGAAGAGAAUCCAAGAUGCAAUAUUCUUCAAAGCCACAUUCAAUGUUCAUAAAACCCAAUCUGAGAUUGGAUAAUAGAAAGUAUAAUUAAAGGUUUGAGAUUUCAAUAUUGCAAAAAAAUACAUGUAAAUUAUUGCCUAAAAAUGGUUUAACAUGAUUGCAGAUUAAUUUAUAGUAAUCACUUACCAUUUAAAGAGAAACUCAUAGGCAUGAGGAUUAGUGUUGAGAGCCAAAGAACAUAAACAUGUAUAUGUAUAACCUUUUCUGAUUAAAGUUUGAUAAUCAAUCUACCUAAAUUCCCAUUG